Eublepharis macularius is the source of this 1203-nucleotide messenger RNA. RefSeq names its product unc-50 inner nuclear membrane RNA binding protein (gene UNC50). The transcript is spliced from 6 exons. Gene Ontology annotation, cellular component: Golgi membrane. The coding region runs from base 183 to 962 and encodes 259 amino acids. The record is from RefSeq and is a predicted model, not a curated record. NCBI's taxonomy places the organism in Eukaryota, Metazoa, Chordata, Lepidosauria, Squamata, Eublepharidae.
GGAAGGGAAGACCCACUCAGCUGUUGUGAGCUGGCACGGGCCACAGGAGAGGGGCUGAGGAAGGGUCCGGGCCCCUGUGGGCGAACCCCCGCCUGUGUGGCGACCGAGAAGAGGCCAGAGCAGGAGGGCGGGGCAGGACGCCUCAACGGCAAGCGGGCAGAAGCGGGCGGAACGUUCCCAAAAUGUUGCCUACAACAUCAGUUAAUUCUCGAAGUCAAAGCAAUGGAGCCUUAAACUCCAGGGAUGCAGCCAGGCACACUGCAGGGGCAAAGCGCUACAAAUACUUGAGAAGACUUCUCCAUUUCCAGCAGAUGGAUUUUGAGUUUGCUGUGUGGCAGAUGCUGUAUCUCUUCACUUCACCACAGAAGGUUUAUAGGAACUUCCACUACAGAAAACAAACAAAAGACCAGUGGGCCAGAGAUGACCCUGCUUUUCUUGUAUUGCUAAGUAUCUGGCUGUGUGUAUCCACAAUAGGAUUUGGCUUUGUAUUGAAGAUGGGAUUUGUUGAAACUAUUAAGCUACUGCUUUGGGUUGUGUUUAUAGACUGUGUGGGAGUUGGCCUCCUAAUUGCAACUUUAAUGUGGUUUAUUUCAAAUAAGUAUUUGGUAAAACACCGAAGCAGAGAUUAUGACGUGGAGUGGGGAUAUGCCUUUGAUGUUCAUUUGAACGCUUUCUAUCCUCUUCUUAUCAUCUUGCAUUUCAUACAACUGUUUUUCAUUAAUUCUGUAAUUGUAUUGGAUUCAUUUAUUGGCUAUUUUGUUGGAAAUACUUUGUGGCUGAUUGCUAUCGGUUAUUACAUCUAUGUGACAUUUCUAGGCUAUAGUGCAUUGCCAUUCUUGAAGAACACAGUUGUUCUCUUAUAUCCAUUUGCACUUCUUGUCCUGAUCUACUUGGUUUCAUUAACAAUGGGAUGGAACUUCACGCAAGCACUUUGUUCUUUCUACAAGUAUAGAGUGAAAUAAACUGAACUUUAUCACAAAUUGGGUUUCCUUAUUCUUACCUCCUGCUGCAGUCUCAGAAUAGGUAAGAGAAAGGUCCUCUUGUAAAUUUCUGUAAAUACAUGUUCACUGUAGAUCAGUGUGUAAAGUUUUUGGUUUUCUAAAAUUUACAGCUGCAGAUUUGUAGUAAUUCUGUAUUCUUCUGCGGUAUCUUCCUAAUGGAAAACAUUGUACAUUUCUGUAAUAAAGGGUUUUUUAAAACUGA